Amphimedon queenslandica is the source of this 1004-nucleotide messenger RNA. RefSeq names its product high mobility group nucleosome-binding domain-containing protein 5-like. The record is from RefSeq and is a predicted model, not a curated record. The transcript is spliced from 6 exons. Lineage: Eukaryota; Metazoa; Porifera; Demospongiae; Haplosclerida; Niphatidae. The coding region runs from base 156 to 815 and encodes 219 amino acids.
UGCGCAGUUCUACCAACAACACGGAAAAUUUAGGCGCUUGCCGGUCGUGAUUGAGAAGUUCACCACAGUCAGAGCACCACUGGUCACCUCACUCUAGCAACUUUUAAUCUUUAAAACUUCCCGCCGCACAUUUCUUAUCACAUCACAACGCAGUUAUGUCUGAUUCAGCCGCUCAACUGAAGAGAGAGGGAACCAUGGCUGUCACAGCACAGGAAGGGAAGGAGUUUCUCGAAGCUCAGGGGAUGACUGUCACAGAUGAUGAUGUUAAGACUCGUGCCCAGAAAGAAGCACUGGAGCAGAUAACAUCAGAGACUAAUGGAGACACCAACAACACUGAGCAAGAGACUGCUAAUGGCGACGAUCAGCCGACCGAUGAAGCUAGUGAGAAGCCUAAACUUGCACGUGAUUCUACCAUGGCUGUGACUGCUAAUGAGGGGGCCCAGCUUCUUGGCGGAGAGGAACUGGAGAAGACACGUGGUCAGACUGCUGCAGCUGCUGCUGCUACUAAAGAAGAUGAAGGUGAAGAGAGUGAUGCUGCUAAGCUUAAGAGAACAACUACCAUGGCUCAAACUACUGAGGACAGUCAGCAUAUACUAGGUAACGAGGAGUAUGGGAAGACACGCUCACAGACUCGUAAAUUCUCUGAAAGUGAAGAGAAGAAGCCUGCUGUGAAGCGCACUAGCACUAUGGCACAGACAGCAAAAGAAGGUGAGGAGUUUCUGGCAAGGGAGAACAAGCGUGCUAAAGGUGAAGAAGAUGGUGCCCAGGAGGAAGGCGGAGAUGAGGAACAGAAGGAAGUUGCUGCCGAAGACUAGCUGUUCCUAUCAAAAGCAUUUUGGCACAAGCACAACUCAAGUCAUUUUAUUUUCCUUUGUCUUAGGUCCUUUUUACAUGUAAAUAAUAUAAGUCACUUUCAUAAAUGAGACACACACAAGCUGGACUUUUAGUUUAUUAUUUAACAUUUUUUUCUAUGUAACUUCUUUUAAGAAAGUCAAAAUAAUGAA